Messenger RNA from Selaginella moellendorffii, 1496 nucleotides. Its product is annotated as ultraviolet-B receptor UVR8. The transcript has 8 exons. The coding region runs from base 6 to 1331 and encodes 441 amino acids. The record is from RefSeq and is a predicted model, not a curated record. Lineage: Eukaryota; Viridiplantae; Streptophyta; Lycopodiopsida; Selaginellales; Selaginellaceae.
ACGAGAUGGAGGAGCAGCCAGUGCCCGCGAGGAGCGUUCUCUAUGCGUGGGGCUACAAUCAAUGCGGCCAGGCAGGGCAAGAAUCGGCAAUCCACAACGCGGUGCCGCAUCCCAUCAGAGUCGCGAUCCAUCCAUCGUCGCUUCGACUCAUCGCCAUUUCUUGCGGCCUCGAGCACACUGCCGCCAUCGCCUCGGAUGGAUCCCUCUUUACCUGGGGAUCCAAUCAAUUCGGGCAACUCGGCGAUGGAUCUGAGACAAACUCCGAUCGGCCGAAGAGAGUCUAUGGAUUGCGAGACGAGGCUGUCAAGUCGGUUGCUUGUGGAGCCAAUUGCACUGCCGCCAUCGCUGAUUCUAGAGAUGGAACUUGUCGUGGCAGGAUGUGGAUUUGGGGACAAAACCAGGGAUCAAAUUCGCCUCGAUUGUUCUCUGGAGCAUUCUCAUCUAGCACAGUGGUCAUUCAAGUAGCCUGUGGAGGAGCACACGCCGCAGCUCUUUCAGAGCACGGUGUUCUUCAAACGUGGGGAUACAAUGAGCAUGGCCAACUCGGCCGAGGGAUCAGCUGCGAGGGGCUCCAAGGAGCAAAAAUUGUCACCUCUUUCGUUAAGUUCCUCAACGAGCCGGUUGAAACUGUCAAAGUGAAGCAAGUGGUGUGUGGCGAGUAUCACACAGCAGCGAUUGCACACAAUGGCGAUGUAUACACCUGGGGACUGGGAUCUUCCGGACAACUUGGUCACAGAAGUUUGCAAUCCGGUAACAAGGAAGUUCUUCCGAGAAGAGUGGUGACGCUGGAAGGCGUGGAUGUCGUCCAGAUAUCUGCCGGUGGAGUCCACUCCUGCGCGAUCUCCUCUGCCGGAGGAUUAUAUAUGUGGGGUGGAAGUCACGCAGGACAACUUGGUCUGGGGCCCCGGCAAGAUCGCAUCUGCGGCAGUAGUGACAUCGACUUUUUCUUCCAGCGGAUUCCGGUUCUAGUGAUCCCAUCCGGUGCUCGCUCAGCAACUUGUGGAGAUCUCCACACUCUCGUCCGGAUGGCGAAUGGCCGGCUGCUUGGCUGCGGCUACAACAGCUAUGGACAGGCAGAUUCUGGCAAAGCUUAUUAUGCCUGGUAUCCUUCUCCAAUCGACUGGUGUGUUGGAGAGAUUACGUGCUUAGCUGCUGGAGGUGGUCACUCUGCGGUGCUUACACAAGCAUCCAACUUGAAAGAGAUUUGUGAGCUCAAGCUCGUCGAUUAUGUUACAGCUUCCACCGCCUCGACCAUUGCGGAUAUUGCAUCGAGGAUGAGCUGUGACUCGUUAGCUCGGUUUUGUCUAACAUUCCGGGAUCACUGGGUGUAACUUAAUGGACUUGACAAAGCCAGGGACGAGAAGUUCAUAUCCAAUAGCGAUUUUUUACCACGAUUGAUUAAAUGCUGUAGUCCCAGCUACAAAGGCAUAUAUAACUUACGGCACACUGCACAGUAUGUACACUAGCUUUACUUUAAUAUCAGCUGCUUGAAUCAA